Messenger RNA from Juglans regia (Persian walnut), 765 nucleotides. RefSeq names its product protein FAR-RED IMPAIRED RESPONSE 1-like. Lineage: Eukaryota; Viridiplantae; Streptophyta; Magnoliopsida; Fagales; Juglandaceae. The record is from RefSeq and is a predicted model, not a curated record. The coding region runs from base 1 to 765 and encodes 254 amino acids. The transcript is spliced from 3 exons. Gene Ontology annotation, molecular function: zinc ion binding.
AUGGGUGUGCUUGAUAUGGAUCCAUGUCUACUCAGUGAGGAUGGUGUAAUGAAAACAUAUCUGGCAGAAGAUGAAGUUCGUGUUGAAGAGUUCACUAAGCUUGUGUCCUAUACAGUUAACUUCAAUGUGGAAGACUGCGAUGGAAAGUGUUCAUGUGGGUUAUUCGAGAUGAGGGGGAUAUUGUGUAGGCAUAUUUUAGCCAUCUUCAAAGCUAACGGUAUAAAGUUAUUGCCAGACCGGUACAUUUUAGAUCGAUGGAGGAAGGACAUCAAGAGGAGAUACACGUUAAUCCACAGUAGCUACGAUGCUGGAGAUCAAAGGCCAGAUGGUAAUAGAUAUUCAAGUUUACUGAAUAUAUGUUAUCAGAUGGAAACUUAUGCAGCGGGUUCCAAUGAGCAGUUUGAAGAUGCAAAAAAAAAGUUAUAUUCAAUGAUUGACUUGUACGGUGAGAAUCAACACCCCCCAUCUAUGACCCAAACAGGUUCGAAUGCUAGUUUUACGACACUGGACACAAAUGCUGGUGGUAGUUCAAAACCUGUACUAAGUCCAAAUGUUGUGCGUGGGAAAAGAAGACCUCCAUCUCUAAGGAGAGCAUCCAGAAUGGAGAAAGACAUGCGGAAGGUUAAAGUCAAGCAAAAAAAAGCACCAGUCAAAGGGAAACGUAAACAGAUACAGUUUGGGUUGGAUGAAUCACAACCUGUACAGCAUGGGUUCGAUGGAUCACAACUUGAAAAGCAUGGAUUGGAUAGAUCACAACUAGAUUAA